CCAAGGCUCUUCUCUCCUGGCUUGUGGUUGGGUCGCUGGCUGGUGAUCACUUGAAGCGUAUUGCUCCCCCAACAGGCAAAACUUUCUAUUCACUCACUCACACACACACACACACACACACAUAUACACUGACGUCUUUUGCGCAUUUCCUGCAUUAGGGAGACAGACACAGAGCGAGGGAGAGAGCGAGAACGAGAGAGGUGGGGUAGUGCUUCUUUUAACCCAGCAUCAGACGAGCUUAGGAAGCGGCACCAGCCAUCCAGAAGGCGAUUGGGGCGGGAGAGGUAGGGGAGGGGGGCGGUCGCGGUUCUGGUUGGAGAGGUUUGUUUUUGUUUUGUUUCGUUUUGCAAUAGAUCGCGGAAAGCUUUUUUUUCCGAGCCAUCCUGUGGAUUGCGCUCUGGAUUUUUAAAAGAAGGAUCGAAUUAAACUCCCCGAGCGGUCCGAUCCGGAACACUUUCUCCCCAUGCAUUGGAGUCGAUCUCCUGGAUCCUUGGCCUUGGAGGAGGAGGAGGCGGAGGAAGAGAAGGCGAGGAAGCUCCUGCAGCAACAGCAGCCGAGGCGGAUGUAAGGCUCCCCAGGCUGUGUGAUUUCCCCCCCACCCCUCAAUCGGAAGGCUGUGAAGGAGGCAGGGCUGCUGGUUUGGUUGGGUGUUUCUGGGUGGGUUUCUCUCUCUCUUCCCCCCUUCCUUUCCUUUCCUCUCCCUCCCUCCUCUCCCCUCCUCUGUUGUUGCUGCUGCCGCCGCCGCCGCCGCCGCACAGACAAGACACCACUAGCGCGUGCAAGAGCUUCGGAUUGCUCUUGUGUGUGUGCGUGUGUCCGCGCCGAAGACUGAUCCAGGAUUAUGAUCUAAAAAGCAAAGGAAAAACGGAGGAGGCGGCGGAGGAGCCGUGGGGGGGAAAAAGAACGUCUGUUUCUGUAUCCACCCUCCGAGGAUCUUUGGAUUGGGCUCGGAUUGCAUUUUGGAUUUCUGCAAGCAGGGACGAACCCCCCUCCCCUUCCCUCCCCUCCUGUCCCCUCAUCGUUUGUCCGUUAAAAAACACACGGGCAAAGAAAUUUCUAUUUAUCGAUCUAUGCGUGUGUUUGUGUGUGUGUAUGUAUAUAUGCAUGUAUUCACUGGGUGUCGCAAGAGGAAAGGCUAAAGAGCCAUAGGUAGCAAAAAAGCAACAAAAAAGGAGCCCCUACUCUAAGCCUGCACACCCUGUCCCCCUCCCUCCCUGCCUCAAACCUGCCUUCUUAUUUAUUGGAGAAAUCUCCCAGGAUCCCUCCUCACUCCAGAGUGUGCUUAAUCCCAGGGAAAAAGUGAAGCCAUCUAACCAUGGUGGUUUUCAAUGGCAUGCUGAAAAUUAAAAUCUGCGAAGCGGUGAAUCUGAAACCCACACCUUGGUCACUGAGGCAUGCCGUGGGUCCCAGGCCACAGACCUUUCUGCUGGACCCUUACAUUGCCCUCAACGUGGACGAUUCCCGGAUUGGGCAGACCUCCACCAAGCAGAAAACCAACAGUCCUGCCUGGAACGAUGAAUUCGUGACUGACGUUUGCAAUGGCAGGAAGAUUGAGAUGGCUGUUUUCCAUGAUGCCCCCAUUGGGUACGACGAUUUUGUGGCUAACUGUACGAUCCAGUUCGAGGACUUGCUGCAGAACGGGAGCCGCCACUUUGAGGAUUGGAUUGAUCUGGAGCCAGAAGGAAGAGUGUAUGUCAUCAUAGACCUUUCAGGCUCAUCAGGUGAAGCACCCAAAGACAAUGAAGAACGAGUAUUUAGGGAACGGAUGCGGCCCAGGAAACGCCAAGGAGCGGUGCGACGCAGGGUCCAUCAGGUUAACGGGCACAAGUUUAUGGCCACCUAUCUUAGGCAACCAACCUACUGUUCACACUGCCGAGACUUUAUAUGGGGGGUAAUAGGAAAGCAAGGGUACCAAUGUCAAGUUUGCACUUGCGUAGUCCACAAGCGAUGCCAUGAGCUUAUAAUAACAAAAUGCGCUGGUUUGAAGAAGCAGGAAGCCCACGACGAGGUGGGCUCCCAGCGCUUCAGUGUCAACAUGCCUCACAAGUUCAGCAUUCACAAUUACAAAGUGCCCACCUUCUGUGACCACUGUGGUUCGUUGCUUUGGGGGCUUCUGAGACAAGGUUUACAAUGCAAAGUUUGCAAGAUGAAUGUACAUAGACGCUGUGAAACAAACGUGGCACCCAACUGCGGAGUGGAUGCUCGAGGGAUAGCUAAAGUCCUCGCGGAUCUUGGCGUCACUCCAGAUAAGAUCACUAAUAGUGGACAAAGGAGGAAGAAGCUCGUUCCAGGUGCAGAGACUCAACCUCCGGUUCCUGGAUCGUCACCAGGAGAAGAUGACCGGUCAAAGUCAGCACCAACUUCCCCGUGUGAUCAAGAAAUCAAAGAACUUGAAAAUAACAUUAGGAAAGCGUUAUCCUUUGACAAUCGAGGAGAGGAGCACAGGGGAGCGGCAACCACCUCAGCUGACAACCAGCUUAACACACCAGGGGAGAACGGUGAAAAUGGAGAGGUCAAAGCCCAGACGAAGCGCAUGGGCCUCGAGGAGUUUAACUUCAUUAAAGUGUUAGGAAAAGGCAGCUUUGGAAAGGUCAUGCUAGCUGAGCUAAAAGGCAAGGAUGAAGUAUAUGCCGUGAAAGUCUUAAAGAAAGAUGUCAUCCUACAAGAUGAUGAUGUGGACUGUACGAUGACAGAAAAACGGAUUCUGGCUUUGGCACGGAAACAUCCCUACUUAACACAGCUCUACUGCUGCUUCCAGACCAAGGACCGCCUCUUUUUCGUCAUGGAAUAUGUCAAUGGAGGAGACCUGAUGUUUCAGAUUCAACGCUCGCGCAAAUUUGACGAGCCUCGCUCCCGUUUCUAUGCAGCAGAGGUCACAUCGGCACUCAUGUUUCUCCACCAACAUGGCGUCAUCUACAGGGACUUGAAACUGGACAACAUUCUCCUGGAUGCAGAAGGUCACUGCAAACUGGCUGACUUUGGAAUGUGUAAGGAAGGGAUCUUGAAUGGAGUAACGACUACUACCUUUUGUGGGACGCCAGACUACAUCGCUCCAGAGAUCCUCCAGGAAUUAGAAUAUGGUCCUUCAGUAGACUGGUGGGCGCUGGGUGUUCUCAUGUAUGAAAUGAUGGCUGGGCAACCCCCCUUUGAAGCCGACAAUGAAGAUGACCUCUUUGAGUCCAUCCUUCAUGACGACGUGCUGUAUCCAGUAUGGCUUAGCAAAGAAGCCGUCAGCAUUUUGAAAGCCUUCAUGACAAAAAAUCCAAAUAAGCGACUUGGCUGUGUGGCAGCUCAGAAUGGCGAAGACGCCAUUAAACAACACCCGUUCUUCAAGGAAAUUGACUGGGUUCUUCUAGAACAAAGGAAAAUCAAGCCACCCUUCAAACCUCGGAUUAAAACCAAAAGGGAUGUAAAUAACUUUGAUCAAGACUUUACACGAGAAGACCCGAUAUUAACGCAAGUGGAUGAGACAAUUAUAAAGCAAAUCAACCAAGAAGAAUUUAAAGGCUUCUCGUAUUUUGGAGAAGAGCUGCUGCCGUAAGGACCCCUCCCUCCCCCAAAUUGGGAUCACCAGAUCACUGACACUGCAAGUUGUGGUUCUGAAAAGAUCCUCGAGCUAUAACAUCAACAGCUACUUCUCUGACCAUGAGCCCAGAUCCCCUUACUUUAUGCUAUCUAUUUAUUGUUCUUUUCCUUUCAUCUUUGAUCUGGAGUCACUCCUAAUAUCUGUUUCACAAAGCAAUGCAAAGUAUUUUGUAUCAGAAAUUGUAAAGGUAACACAUUGCUGCUGUUGUUUUUUGCUGCUGCUGCUUUAUUUAUUUUUCUUUGCUUUUUCUUCUUUGUCUAAAUUUGGGAUCUUUCUUUUAUUCCCAUGAAGGCUGUGACUUGCCUUUUAAAAUUAUUAUUAUUUAAUCUAGCACCUUCAGACCAACUCAGUCAUUUCUGAAGUAGAAAAGAUCAAUAGGAGGGAUUUUUAAAAUUCAUUUUCACCCUGAAAAGUGUGGCCUAAGGCAGGGAUGAGCAGAAAGUAGACCUCCAGAUGUCGUGAACUUCAACUCCCAGCAUUCCUGACCAUUGGCCAUACUCUCAAGGGCUUCUGGGAGUGGAAGACCAAAACAUCUGGAGAUCUACCUUCUGCCUACCCUAGUCUAAGAAUGCGCCCCCUAUACAUUCAGACGGUAAGAGUUUUCCAAGAUGUGGUAAAAAAUCAUCCCAUCACAUAGUGGCACAAGGACAAACGUGUAAUACAUGAACACUGAGCAGGCGGACAUCGCCUUGGGUGACGUUUUCACCUUGGACGCAAUCCUAGAAAUCAUCUAUACGAUGUACUGUCCCAGCAACAAUCUCAGAAAACAUUGGGUUGGCUACAGACUUACACAUAAUACCUUAAGCCCCAUUGAUGUCAUUGAGUCUACUCCAAGUAUGACUAAAUCUGGACCCAAUCUAUUAGGUUCUGUCAGCAUUUCAAGGGCAUUGUAGAGCAUGAGAUACAAACCUAAAAUCAGUUAACGUUUUGCCAUUGAUUUCAACAGGAUGUGACGUGUGCCUGUUGAAGACACAUACCCCAAAUGUAAAUGGAUAGGAUUGGCGGCCCAAUGAGCCAUACAGAGAUACUCUAGGGUUUCUUUUUAAUGAGAAACAUACUCAAGAGGCUACAGUUUUGAACUGAGGAGUGGACAGGGUGUGUGUAACGCUUUCACCACAUGCCAUUUUACAUGUCAAAAUUGUAUCCCCUACUUCCCCCCCCCACCUGCCAGGAUUCCAGAGGGAUAUUUACAUGGGUAAAUAUACAUCUAGAAUGCUUUGUGGGGGAGCAGCAUUUAAGAGCCAUUUUGAGAAGGAGGAAAGAGUGACGUACCCUCCUCUCCUCUCGAACCUGCUGCUUUCGAGGGCUGCUUUUCAUUUAUUUAAAAGCAAAACAAAACAAUAUUUGAGCUUCGUUACAUGUAUUUGCAUGUAAUGGGUAGUUUGUGCCUUUGCGUUGUCGAAAGAAUUACUUCCAAGUAAAUAUGUUUAGGGUCCAGGUGUCAGCAAAGUUGCCCAAGCAUUAAAAGGCUAUGAAGA
Messenger RNA from Elgaria multicarinata webbii, 5064 nucleotides. RefSeq names its product protein kinase C epsilon (gene PRKCE). Gene Ontology annotation, molecular function: diacylglycerol-dependent serine/threonine kinase activity; ATP binding. Gene Ontology annotation, biological process: peptidyl-serine phosphorylation; intracellular signal transduction. The transcript is spliced from 15 exons. The record is from RefSeq and is a predicted model, not a curated record. Lineage: Eukaryota; Metazoa; Chordata; Lepidosauria; Squamata; Anguidae. Gene Ontology annotation, cellular component: cytoplasm; nucleus. Bases 1316 to 3541 code for a protein of 741 amino acids.